Pygocentrus nattereri (red-bellied piranha) is the source of this 2157-nucleotide messenger RNA. It is a transcript of the gene irag3a, whose product is annotated as inositol 1,4,5-triphosphate receptor associated 1. The coding region runs from base 294 to 1628 and encodes 444 amino acids. The record is from RefSeq and is a predicted model, not a curated record. NCBI's taxonomy places the organism in Eukaryota, Metazoa, Chordata, Actinopteri, Characiformes, Serrasalmidae. The transcript is spliced from 13 exons.
CAUGCGUACUUGCCUUCUGCCCUCAGUUGUUUUUUAAUGAGUAUCUAAACUAAGAGUUCGGUCAGUGAAAUCUGGUACCGUUCAGUCCGUUUCAGUUGUGGUCUCGGUGGGUUUCCUGUAGUGACUCUGGCUGGAUGAUUUGGGAAAAGAAUGUCAGAGGAAUCUCACGUUAAAUCCAGCAGUCCUGCUUCACCCUGUAGGCUCUAAAUCAGAGCUUCUCGGUUUCAAGUGAAGCCUUAAUCUGCUUUAGGAGAACAAGGCAGAUGCUCUUUUAACAGAGCGAUGUAUGGGGAAUGUUUUCCCACAGGUUUAUGGCCUCUGGAGGAAGAGUGAAUGUGGGUUUUUUCCAUUUGAUUUGUGCCUCACCUCACACAGACUGUAUGUGUAAUCAUAAGGAUCUUCUUAAUUUCUCUGCUGACCAGAAAAUGAGUUCACAGGCAUGUGAAGACCACAAUGUUGGCAGAGCGCUGGUCAGUGAGGAUGACUCUGAAGAAGGAUCCAGACAAGACGAUUCUCUGGCCUGGAAUGAGCUGUCCAUUAUGGAGCGACUGGGCCCCAACAGUGUUGACAUGACGGAAGAAGACUUGGAGAAUGCCUUUUCCCAGCUGGCCCUGGCCUUCCGCUGUGAUCAGUACACCCUGGACCAGAGACUGCAGGCAGAGGAACAUGCUCGCAACAAUGCUGAGGAGAACCUGAUGCUGGAAGUAGAGCGAGGGCAAGACCUGCUGGAGGCUCUGAAGGGAAUGUGUUUGGACAUAAAGCGGGCAAAAGUCAUCCAGAGUUUAGAACUGUGUCUGAACAUUAUAAGAGGCACCAUUGAGCGAAUCGCGAACACAGCUGAAGUUCUUGGGGCCGUCCACCAGGAGGCCAAAGUAAGCCGUGCGGUGGAGCUGAUGGUUGCUCAUGUGGAGAAUCUCAGGCGUCGCCACGAAAGAGACAGUGUGGAGUUGGAGGAGAUUAAGAAACAGAUGCAGAAGAGCAGUAGAGCCCGACAAGCCUCUGAAAUCUGGGAAGAAGUAGAGUCUGGGCAACCUGAGAAAGACUCCCAUCAGCAUGCUUUGCGGCGCAGAAUCAGUGCAGCUGUCAUCUUGAAGGGGGACCAGAAGACACAAAGAGGAGCAGAAUCACACCCUUUGUCUUCAGAAGAGGUUGCUAGCACAAGUUCAUCAUCACAGGUCCAGAUUACUGACUUGACAGGAUCCAGUGAAGCCAACCCAAAUCAAAAGAACUGUCAGCUUGAAGAUGGAAGUAGACGAUUGGAAUGUGCAGAAGAUGGAUCUUCAGCCAUGUGUCACGCCUGCACUCAUCCCUCCUCUCCUCAGUAUUUCUUACCUGAACAUCAGCAGGAGUAUGACAAUGUCCAAAUUCUCCACAGGCCACUCUCCAUGUUACCUCGGCCCAGGCUGAAGAGUAAAUCGUCGCUGGAGAUGAACUCCUUGUGGGUCAGAGGACCAAAGCACAGUGUCAGUGUGUGCAACACAUUCACAACUGGUCUGCUGCACCCCUUGAUGCACUGGAUGUGUCACUGCCGCUGGAUAAUAACUGUCAUUUACCUCAUAGUGCUGUGCUCCAUCAUCAUAUUAGCCAUCCUAUUUUGGCUUCUUCGAGCUCCUGUGUUAUGGUUGUGAAUCAAAAGCCAUGACAAAUGUAUGGCACAGUCUUUGGGAUAAAACAAGUCUUUGUUUUCAGCCAAUGAUCUGAUGUUUUAGGCAUUAACCAUUUUUUAAACAGUUGUGUGUGUAUAUGUGCUGGAAAAUGAAAAUAGCAUCUUACUGAUCAUUUAUAUUAUUUUAUUAUAAAUAACAUAAAAUCCAUAUUAAGUGGUUAGUACACAAAUAUAACGAAGUGAUGACUCGCUGCUGAAAAAAGAAAUAACCGCUUGUAUUAAGACUAACAGGCAGUCUAUAAAACAGGCAUAAUACAAAAACAGCACAGUAGCAUCUAGUAAAAACAUCUCAAAGUGUUAGAAAAAGACUGAGAUUAAUUUAAAAACAAUAAUUAAAACAUAAAUAUUACAUAAACUCAUAAUGUAUUACAUUAAAUAAUUGGGGCUCUAAAACACUAGGAAAUCCUUCAUUAUGCAAAACUGUGUACCAGACACAAAUAUAUACUUGACAAUAUCAUUUUCAGGGGACUCGUUUUGAAAAAGAAAUUGUA